Messenger RNA from Cloeon dipterum, 729 nucleotides. RefSeq names its product troponin C, isoallergen Bla g 6.0101-like. The coding region runs from base 153 to 614 and encodes 153 amino acids. NCBI's taxonomy places the organism in Eukaryota, Metazoa, Arthropoda, Insecta, Ephemeroptera, Baetidae. Gene Ontology annotation, molecular function: calcium ion binding. The record is from RefSeq and is a predicted model, not a curated record. Gene Ontology annotation, cellular component: myosin II complex. The transcript is spliced from 4 exons.
UAUCGGCCCGUCGAAGAAUCGGACUCAAGAAUCGACUCUAUGACGCCAGCAGUACCUUCCCCUCUUGCGACACUUGCGAGAUGUUUUAAAACUGCCCAAGCUUCCUCUGGCGCACAUCGUUCUUGUCCUUACCCGUGCUUGCCGCCACCGCUAUGGAUGAGCUUACCACUGACCAAAUUCAGAUGCUCAAGAAGGUGUUCGAUGCCUUCGACAGAGAGAAGAAAGGAUGCAUCAGCACAGACAUGAUCAGCACCAUUUUCGAGAUGCUUGGUAUCCAAAUUUCAGAUGAAGGUGUUGAUGAAAUCAUUCUGGAAAUCGAUGCGGAAGGCACGGGAAACUUGGACUUUGACAGUUUCUGCAUUCUGUCUGCGCGGUUCAUGGUUGAGGAGGACACUGAAAAAAUGCAGCAAGAGUUGCGAGAGGCUUUCAGGCUGUACGACAGAGAGGGAAACGGAUACAUCACCACGGAAGUGCUCAAAGAAAUCUUCCGCGAGUUGGACAACACAAUUACUGAGGAGGAUCUCGACGAGAUGAUUGAAGAAAUUGACUCUGACGGCUCCGGGACAGUGGACUUUGAGGAGUUUAUGGAGGUUAUGACUGGAGGAGAUGACUGAAAAUUCAAAUGCUGUGCUUUUGAUUUGUUCCAAUUGAAUUGUGAAUUUAGAAGCUAUUAUAUUCUUGCAACUCAUUGAAAAUAAAGUGAUAUUACAAUAUUUUUUAACAAAAAGA